Messenger RNA from Drosophila takahashii, 813 nucleotides. RefSeq names its product insensible (gene insb). The record is from RefSeq and is a predicted model, not a curated record. Lineage: Eukaryota; Metazoa; Arthropoda; Insecta; Diptera; Drosophilidae.
UUGGCCGCAGCUCAGUCGUGGCGAUCGCCAGGUGAACGAAGGUUGUGUCGCGCAGAGUUGGAUAUUUUUUUGGAAGCCAGAGGAUUGCAGGAGAUCUUGAACCUUGAACCAUGUCGGGCAAACUGAUCAUGAAGCGCAAGCGAGCCAGCCAGGAGGAGCAGCAGCAGCAGGCGCAGGAGCAUCAUGUCCAGCAGCCGCAGGAGCAGGAUGAAGCAGUUCCAGCUCCGGAGAAACGUCAUCGUCCUCUUACUCCACCGGCGGAAGAGCCAGCCGCCCCAGAAGCCCCCAAUCGAAUUCUUCUGGAAGCCCUGCAAAAGAUAAUGGAGCUGCAAGCAGAACUGGAUGCCUUUGAACACGAUCUAGAUGAACGAGAGCAUCCUUCCUAUGAGGCUGGAGAACCUGAAGAGGAGGAGGAUGCCGAUGAUGCCGAGGUGGCCGCCCAGUUUGCACCACCCACCCCGGCCCAAAGGACUCAGGCGGAGGCACUGGGCUUCGCCAUGUGCGCCAGGGAAACGCUGCUCUUCCUCCAGAGCGAGGGAAUACCCACGGAGUCGCCACUCUACCAGACUCUCCUCGGGAAAUUGGUCGGCCAAAGCGAUGGUCUGCUGCAGGCCUAACAGACAAACUGGAGGGCAGGAGCCCAUCUAGCCAUUCUAGUCACUUUGCUGCGAUCUCAUUGCAAGUAAAACGAGAGAGAGAGAUCCUAGGGUUGAGCCCCUUUUCAGGGGUGGAUAUUGUGCAACCCAGGAGUCUGCGUAAUCCUAAGCUGUUUACUCUAGUCAAUUAUUGUCAAGCAAUAUAAAAAUCAUAGGA